AGUCCCUUUUAUUUGAAAAUGCUUCAGAUAAAAAUGCGUGAAUGUUGUGGGGGGCCCAGACAGAGGUCAACCUCGGCACCCAAAAUACUAAUUCCUUCAGAGGUGAUGGGAGAGUAUGAAGAUCCCGAGUUUAAAGAGAAACAAAGACGACGGUCUGCCCCCCUCCCCUCCCGGCCACCUGGACUUUACCCCCUGACAGAGGAAGGUACCUAUGGUACACCACCCAUCUGGAGCAAACCUGAAACAUACAAGAGAAGAGAGAGGAAACCUAAAGUAUAUGCCAGCUAUGCAAUCAGCAGUGAUUGUGAUGUGCAUGCAGAGAAGCUGGAAUCCAUUGAAAAGAGUCAUUCCCUUGGAACACUACAAAAUACCAGACGAUCCUCUGCUCCCCCGAGGACAUCAAGAACCUCUGUAUCUCCAGCCCCUAGACCAUCCUCAGCCCUCAGCGGUUCCAGUGCUUCAAUGUAUACAAACUCAUUUUCCAGGAGGUCAGUCUCUAGCUCCCCUGAGCGACCUCCAAGCCGGUUAUCCUUUACAACAGAUACUUCAGGUUACAGCAGCAACAUACAGUAUCAAUCCACGCAGUACAUUAACUCCCCAGCACCGUCCAAGACAAGGAAAACGGGUGGACUCCAGGGAAGAGGAAAAUGCCGAAAGUUUCUAGAUUUUCUUGAGGAGGACUGUGAGGAAGGGGAUGAGACGGAUUUAAUUGAAUUAAACUCUAACAGUUCUCUAUCAAGUCAUACUACUAGAUCGUCUCUGCUAACAGACAAGAUGGAUUGGGACUCCAUGGGAAUCCUGGGAUUAACUUCAAGGCUCUACAGUGAGACCCAGGCAAAGCAAGAAUCUUUUCUAUGCCAACCAUUCACAAGGAAAGACUCUGUAUCUACUCACGUUUGUUAACACAAUAAAGAGUAAAACAGUUUCCUUGAUCUGGUUGGACAAAAUUACAUCCAUUUGUCAUUCACGCAGAUCACAAGAAAGUCAAGAAAGAGAAAAAGACGUUUCUAUUUUUAAAUCAUGGCAUGCAGGGUUACCUACAAAAGAUGAAAAUCUAAUGACGACCUACAACUUUUUGAUAACAUAGAUCUGAAAGUUAGAAUUUGUUUUCUGCUUUAAUAUAGUUAAUACAUGGUAUCUAUUUAACAAUGUGGCAGGGGUACAAUAAAUAUAAGAACAAAGAAUCCGGUCAGCUGUAUUUUUAAAUGUCUAAUCCUUUUUGGGUACCCAUGUAUGCUCAGAAUUUUUCUAAACAGUAUUAUAAUUGUUUUAAAGUUUUUAAUUUUUAAGAAUAAUAUCAUGUGUUCAUUUUUCCAAUUAGCUAUCUACCCACUUUCACGGUACGAAGUAAUUAAACACGUGUUUUUAACCUUCUAUUUUACUCAUUCACAUAUUUAUUGUAUAUAUCCCAUAACAAUAUUUUCCAAAAUAUUGCGUAAU
Molecule: messenger RNA, 1440 nt
Organism: Eurytemora carolleeae
Lineage: Eukaryota; Metazoa; Arthropoda; Copepoda; Calanoida; Temoridae
Exons: 16
Coding region: 19-903 (294 amino acids)
Source: RefSeq, a predicted model, not a curated record